Bursaphelenchus okinawaensis is the source of this 318-nucleotide messenger RNA. Lineage: Eukaryota; Metazoa; Nematoda; Chromadorea; Rhabditida; Aphelenchoididae. The record is from the annotation of a GenBank genome assembly.
AUGUCAAAGUCACCGUUUUUGAACUUGUGGAACCAAACUUUUGUGGUGUCGUAAGAGACAACUGAAGUCCCUACAACACUGCAUAUUUUCUUUGUUGCUCGCUUUGGGCCCUGUUGUCCGCUCUAACAAAAUUGUAAGAACAUCCAAGGUUCCUUUAGCUACAUCUGCGACACCAACGAAGAUCUGGCUAUCGGCCAAUUCAUCUGGGACUUGACUGCCUACGCCCAGUUCAGUCUGGGGCUUCUGAGUCAGACUUCGGUCGAUAUUCUCACCGCUUUGACUUGUGUCACUCCAGCCGAACGUGAGUACUGUGCCUAA